Akanthomyces muscarius is the source of this 2373-nucleotide messenger RNA. RefSeq lists its product as uncharacterized. Gene Ontology annotation, biological process: activation of GTPase activity. The coding region runs from base 1 to 2373 and encodes 790 amino acids. Lineage: Eukaryota; Fungi; Ascomycota; Sordariomycetes; Hypocreales; Cordycipitaceae. The record is from RefSeq and is a predicted model, not a curated record. The transcript has 3 exons. Gene Ontology annotation, molecular function: GTPase activator activity.
AUGACGUUGCCAUCUGGUGGCGGCUCUGGCCUGCCGCGAAGCUCAGACUCUCCAUCCAACAGCUUCUACGCCGUGACAGAUGACGAUGAGGGCGCAUACGAUACUAUUACACAUACAGAGACUGGAAAGGGUGUGAAGCUGCUAUUUUCUAAAAGCAAGGUCUAUGUACACCCUUCGCCAUCAUCCAAGGACAAUAUAUCUGGCUACAUCGCCCUACUGCAGCAGAAGCCAGCCAUUGGCGGUGCCUCAUCCAACGAUGCCUCCAACCCGUCCGCCGCCGAUCUCCUGCUCGCCUGGGUCCCCGAAACCUCUCUCGGUGACUCGGCCAGUAUAUAUGUCAAAGUCGAUCUAUCCGAUGGCGACUCAACGCCCCGACAAUCCUAUCUCGUUCCUCCGCCGCCGACAGUAACAUCGCAUAGCGGAUCCGUCGGUGCCUACUCUUUUGCCGUGCCAGUCAGUGCCAUUUACUCGCUGUUGGUGCGGCCACCCAGCGUCGGGUGGUGGCACGGCUCCAUAAUCAUCAACACCAAAGCCGGCGACAGCUUCCCAGCCUUGUUCUUCCACGACAGUGAAUGCCAAAGCACCAUCCAGCAAAAGAAGAGACUCACAAAGGACACGUUUGACCCUUUCAGUGAUACUGGGAAAAUGUUUUGGGGUGCAGAUGAGGUGCUCCGUUGGCUAAGGCGAUAUGUCAAGAUUGAAAAGUCGGCCGCGGAACCCAACAUUUACCUGAUUGAGCCAAGUAGUGACGACUUGAAUGCGUUUGGAUCAACCCCAACGACUGUCAACAAGGGCAAAGGCACCGCAGCCGGUCAUGAUGCCGAAAUGGACCCCUUUGUAAAGUUUGUCAAGGAGACGGGCUGGAAUAUCAUGGAAAAGUUCAGCCAAGUGACAACUUUUACUCGAAGAGCAGCGCAAGAUCUGGUUGAAAACCCGAAUAUGCCGCCUCAAGUCAAGAAGCUGCUCAAGAAUACCGAUGUUCAAAACCUGCAAGACGAAUAUGACAGCGCGAGAAUAUACCUAGCUCGCUGGGCUAUGAGUAUUUCUGAGCAAAGUGAGCGCGACAAGAAAAAAAAGAUGUAUACUGUCAAGGAUGUCCUCGACUUGGAGGAUACAGAUGUUGGAGAGUUUGAGCUCCUUGACGCUGCCAGUUCUUUGUCUCUCGAGGAGCGUCGCAAGCCAGUCACCAUGACGGAAUGGAAGACAUUCUUUGAUCCCGAGAAUGGAAGACUAAUCAAGACGACUGACGAGGUCAAAGACCGCAUCUUUCAUGGUGGUCUAGAUGCCGAUGACGGGGUACGCAAGGAAGCUUGGCUGUUCUUGCUUGGCGUCUACGACUGGUACAGCACUGCAGACGAGCGCAAGGCACAGAUUGCAUCCCUUCGCGAUGCCUACUACAAGCUGAAGCAUGCUUGGUGGGAGAGACUCGACGGGCAUGGAGGUGAAGGCGAAACGGGGGAAUGGUGGAGAGAGCAGAGAGGCCGCAUCGAGAAGGAUGUCCAUCGCACGGAUCGCCACGUCCCCAUCUUCUUUGGCGAAGACACCCCCCAUCCCGAUCCCGACUCGCCCUUUGCGGAUGUAGGCACCAAUGUCCACCUGGAGCAGCUCAAGGAGAUGCUCCUCACGUACAACGAAUACAACAAGGAUCUCGGCUACGUGCAGGGCAUGUCCGAUCUUCUCGCCCCCAUAUACGCCGUGGUCCAAGACGACGCCAUUGCCUUUUGGGCAUUCAAGGAAUUCAUGGGCCGCAUGGAGCGGAACUUUUUGCGCGACCAGUCCGGCAUGCGCGGGCAGCUGAUGGCGCUCGACCAGCUCGUCAACUUUAUGGACCCGAAACUCUACAGCCACCUGCAAAAGGCAGACAGCACCAACUUUUUCUUCUUCUUCCGCAUGCUCCUGGUGUGGUACAAGCGCGAAUUCCCAUGGGCCGACAUCCUGAGCUUGUGGGAGCGUCUGUGGACUGAUUUCUUGAGUGCCGAGUUUCACGUUUUCGUGGCGCUCUCGAUUUUGGAGAAGCAUCGCGAUGUCAUCAUGGAGCAUCUCCAAGCUUUUGAUGAAGUUCUCAAGUACAUCAACGAGCUUUCUGGAACAAUGGAUCUGGACUCUACGCUCAUCCGCGCCGAGGCCCUGUUCCGCAAAUUCCAGCGUGCGUUGGAAGCCAUUGACAAGAAGGAAAACUUCCCGGCACCAAGGUUAUCGUCAGGAACUGCUCCGGAGCCCCCAAAGCCAGCUGCUGCUGGAUCCAAGGGAAAGGAUGCCGAGGCGGCCGCCAAGGUCAUCACGCCAGAGCUGCGCAAGCUGCUGAGCAGAAAGGUAGAAAUCCUGCCUCGCAAGACGGUGGCGCAGAAUGGAGAUGGCAUGCCUGGUAAAUAA